Molecule: messenger RNA, 5678 nt
Organism: Columba livia (rock pigeon)
Lineage: Eukaryota; Metazoa; Chordata; Aves; Columbiformes; Columbidae
Gene: BACH1
Product: BTB domain and CNC homolog 1
Exons: 5
Coding region: 272-2566 (764 amino acids)
Biological process (GO): regulation of transcription by RNA polymerase II
Molecular function (GO): DNA-binding transcription factor activity, RNA polymerase II-specific; protein binding; RNA polymerase II cis-regulatory region sequence-specific DNA binding
Source: RefSeq, a predicted model, not a curated record
GGGCGCAGGGGCGGCGGGCGGGUAAUGUUGUUUGGGAGUCACCUGACCGCUCGCGCCGCAGUCGGGCCGCAGCCUCUGUGGCAGGAGUGGCCGAGUCCGAAGGAGCGGGGGGAGAAGGAGAAGGAAGGGGGCGAGGCGGUGACGGCGCUGCCCUCCCGCCGACCGGCCCGCGGGUAAGGGGGCCCGUGCGGAGCAGCGGCGGCAGGCGCUGAGAUUUGAAGAAUAGAAGCAUGCUUUCCGCUGAGACUUACACUACUACUUGUGAUACAGAAUGUCUCUAAGUGAGAAGAACAGUGUGGUUUUUGCAUAUGAAUCUUCAGUACACAGUACCAAUGUACUUCUCAGUCUUGAUGAUCAGAGAAAGCAAGAUAUUCUUUGUGAUGUUACUAUUUUAGUGGAAGAUCAACGAUUUCGGGCUCACAAAGCUGUGCUUGCAGCUUGCAGCAGUUACUUCCUUUCAAGAAUUGUGGGUCAGGUGGAUGCUGAUCUUAUCAUCACUUUACCGGAAGAGGUGACACUUAAAGGAUUUAGUCCUCUGCUUCAGUUUGCAUACACAGCUAAACUUGUUCUAAAUAAAGACAAUGUGUCUGAAGUUUGCAAGUGUGCUGAAUUUUUGGGUGUACACAACAUUGAAGAGUCAUGCUUUCAGUUUCUCAAAUUCAAAUUUUUGGACUUCAAAUCGGAUCAGCAGGAGUGUCCUAGGAAGAAGUGUUGUACACCGCAUUUUCAGAAAACAAGCCCUAAAAUUGGCAAUGUGGACGAUGGAGACCUAGAAAUAGAUGAUGAAGCAGAGGAACUUUUAGAAAAGGAAUAUAUGCAAACUCCUGACACAAAGAUCUGUAAAGAUGAAGAAAAUGCUAAAUUGUCACCUGCUGUCCAAGAUAAUGCAAAUCAAACAUGUGAUCCUGUACACGUAGAAAGGGGUGGUGUUUCCAGCUUAUCUUCCCAAUGUCCAAAAUAUAGGAAAUUCCAGAAAGCUUUCGGAAAUGACAAAGUUCAUAAUUCAGAGACUAAUUCCAGUAUUAAAGACAUUCAGGUGCCACCAAUUGCAACUUUUAUUGAGAAGGACAUAUCUGAUAAUGAUGUCAUACAAAAAGCUCAGGAGUGUGUACCUAUGCAGCUGGUCUCAAAAUGUGAAGAGACUCAGGUAAAAAUGGAAGAAGGGGAGGAAGACAUGGAGAAAAAGGAAGAGUCAAAGAGAGAUUCUGUGACUCAGAAUGUGUCGUGUCCUGUGGAGAAAGUGGAUCUCGCUGCUUUCCCCGCACAUUCUGCUGCACCUCAUGGACUCAACUCUGUGUCUUUUUUACAUACUUACGAGCAAUAUGGUAACUUGAAUUUCAGUGGUAUGCAAAACAACACAGUCUUAGCUGAAAAAGCUUUAUCAGGUACUGGAGUUGGGAAUGACAAAAUUGAAAGUCAAGAUGACGCACCGUUGAAGGUUGAUUUGAGCACUAGAGAAGCCACUAACAUUACAUCAGCUGUUGAUCGAAGCAGUGUGGAGAGAGAGGUAGCAGAACAUCUAGCACAAGGGUUCUGGAGUGAUAUUUACAGCACAGAUCAAAUGCAUUUACCACCUGCAGUUCCAAAAGAACGCUUGGAGCCUGUAUAUUCGGGGAAGAAAUCAGAGUGUCCGUGGCUGGGUAUCAGGAUCAGUGAAAGCCCUGAACCUUGCUCUCAGCGAACUUUUACAACGUUGAAUUCUGUCAACUGCCCCUUUAUAAGCAACCUUAGUACUGAAGGAGGCUCCAACAGCUCUGAAAUAAGCAGUGGAGAUUAUGCUCAGGGACAGCAACAAGAACAAUGUCCCUAUAAUUAUCUAAUAACUUUGGGAGAGGAUUCAGAAACUGACACCGAGGGAGACAGUGAAUCCUGUUCAGCAAGAGAACAAGAAUGUGAGGUAAAACUGCCAUUUAAUGCACAAAGGAUUAUCUCACUUUCCAGAAAUGACUUCCAGUCAUUUCUGAAGAUGCAUAAAUUAACUCCUGAACAAUUGGACUGUAUUCAUGAUAUCCGAAGACGAAGUAAAAAUAGAAUUGCAGCACAGCGAUGUCGUAAGAGAAAACUUGACUGCAUACAAAAUCUUGAAUCUGAAAUUGAAAAACUGCAAAAUGAGAAGGAGAACUUGCUGAAGGAAAGAAACCACAUUUUGUCAACUCUGGGCGAGACAAAGCAGAAUCUGACUGGACUUUGCCAGCAGGUGUGUAAGGAAGCAGCCUUGAGUCAUGAGCAAAUACAAAUACUUGCAAAAUAUUCUUCCUCAGAUUGUCCACUUUCGUUUUUAUUCCCGGAGAGAGAACGAACAACUCCAUCUAAUAGUGAGCUUGCAAUACCAGCAUGUAUAGAAUCAGCAGAUGGUCUUUCAGGUGUUACAUCUACAAAUGAGCGGAGUUCUUGCUAUCAGUGUGUGAAAAGUGUGUCUGAUGCAACAUAUGAUCAAGCACAAGAGCUGCAUCCAGUUUCUGUGAGAACGUUUGAGAAAACUUCACUUGUGGAACAGUGUGGACAGAGUGGCGGGAUUACAGACUUCUGUCAGCAAAUGACUGACAAAUGCACUACAGAUGAGUGACUCGAUUCUUUUCCUAUUGCCAGCCUCUCAAUGUUGCAACUAAAAGUGUGAUUGAGCAUUAUCAUAAAGUAAUUGAGCAUUAUCGUAAAGAAAAGAUGAAACUUUAUGCUUUGAAACCCCAUUGACAAUUACAUGGUUGUUAUAUUACUUGGCAAGUGUUGGGUUUGGUCUGUGUUUUCUAGAGUGUAAUUUGGAUGUGUCAGCCUUGGAGCUUUUUCUGUGUGGUGGUGCCAAGGAGAGCUGAGGAAAGUUAUUAGAAAGUAUAAACUGUGCACAGAUGUUUGUUUGUGCAGAAGCUUUCAUUCAGAUAUAGAGCAGCCUUCACUCUGAUUUAUGCCAUAGUACCUAAUGCCACUCUGCAUCUCAAGAGGUGUUUAUACAAAAUGACUUCUAUACCUGGAGUUCCUAUCUCUAUAAGAUUUCUUCCUGACAGACAAACCUUAAGGAGAACAUAUAGCUCUGUAAAUGUUUCUUUUUAGAUGGAUUAGGAUAACGUGACAGUAAGAGGAGAUUCUGGCAAGUGUGCUCUGUAACAGCUGAUUACUUCCUGCUGUUCCCAUCCCUAAACUAGAGCCAGGUUUUAUUGAAUACAUGCCUUUGUCUUAGCUCUCUGUACAUAGUUAAGACAACGGGAACAGUGGAGGUGCUGCUCUGUUCUCUAAAUUUUGUGGGAGGAGUAACAGCAAUGCUGGGAGAGCCAGAAGUUUGAAACUGAUGGAGUUCUUUGAUUCAUGCACAUUGGAUCUUCUGGCAUCUGAAUCCCAUAUGCUAGUUCAAAUUCAUAUCUGUAUUGUGACUUGCUAUCCUAGCACCUUCAAGAUGGUUGCUGGUUGUGGUAAGUGGGAAUCAAAGUAUUAGGAAAGUUUAAGGACAGAUUUUUUUUCCAAGGUAUUCAGGCACUAAAUUCUUCAUUACUUCAGUGCCAAAUUGCCUAAAGUAAUCUACAAAUGUAUUUGUUCUCUAAUCACUGGGACCAGUAAAGAUCUAUUUCAGAAUUUUAAUCUUCAGGAAAGUUUUAUGGCUAAACCUGCAGUGCGUUUUCAAUGGCUUGUGCUAUAAGUAAAAACAUAGAGAAAGUAUAAUAAGGAAAUGAGCUGGAGGGAUUUCCUUUAUUUACUUUGUGAAGGAGAAAUUCAACCACUAAAAAUAAUCCCUGGGGUUUAGGGUUUUUUUUUUUUUUUUUACAUGACAGUAAAUGCUUCCUGUAUACCAAGGAUGCUUUGUUAUUUAGAUGUUAUUCUCACACCUGAACUAAGUAUUGAACCUCACCACAGAGAACUUUGGUUUUGCUGGUUUACAAAACAUGAAGAAUCUUGUACAAGCCAGUGGAAUUCUUCAUUUCCUACCUCAGAAUGUAUAUUAGCUUUUUGUGUCAUUGUGUGCAUGUACAGUAGGCAGCAACUAAGCAAAGGACUAUUGUAAAUACUGCUAUGCAGCUUUAUCUUGCAGUGAGACAAAACUUGCUGAAGAAUGUUCUUGGCAAGGAUCGAUCUUUUUUUUUUUUCUUCUCCCCUUCAUUUUUAGGUAACAUAGCAUUAAUAAAUGUAUUAAGACUAUUAAGCCACUUAUUUAAAACAAAAUUUAAGAGUUUGACGGAUUUCAACAGUACUUCUCAUAACCAGCAUGUAAUACAGAUGACUACACUACCUCACCUAUGGGAUUGAAAGUUGAUUCGUAUCUCUAGUGAUAUUCUUGGAUUUUCAUCAUAUAUCUUUACUUUUUUAAGGGGUAAAUUUGUUAAUGGAGCAGAGCUUGUAUAAAUCACAGUGCUUGCAGUAAUUGAAAUUCAGAAACAAAUACUGUAUGGCAGACAUCAUGAGAGUUCUGCUGGUUCCGAUAUAUUUUCAGAUAAUGGAAUUGAAAUGAUUUUAAAUCAAAUUGAAAUUCUUUUAAAUUGCUAUCAUUUAUAUAUGUUGAUUCUCUACAUGUAUUACUUGUGAAGCUCUCUGGUUCUCCAGCAUGUGUAAAUGCCUGGGUGAUUUAAUCCUUCCUCCGUCCUGUGCUGCCACCCUAGGCAGCGUUUUGCUCUGAAGUCUCUAUUUUAUUUAAAAAGCAAACCAACAGGAAACAAUAAAAACAAAUCAGAAAGCCCCAAACCCCUUUAUUGUCCUUACAUAAUAUCACCUUUAAAGCUGGUGGUGUUCUGAAAUGACGUGGAUAAUGACAUUAAAGCAUUAUCCUAUAGUACACGUACUCUAAAAUGAAAUUCCUUAGGUUAAAUGCUUUUUAUGAAGGGGUGGAGCAUAUAUGUAGAGAAUGACUGUCUGGGAGCUUAAACAUCUCCAGUGGCCCAAACCCCUGACACGCUUGGCUAUGGAUGUUGGAAAACAAAGUCAGUGAUUACCAAGUUCAGAGGUCGGAAUGUCCACCAAAGAGUUGAGCUCCACUGCUGCGGUCCGGCCGGUGAUCAGCCGGGUGUGACCGCUGUCCGGCAGGCAGAGCAGCAGUCAUGGCUGCAUUUCAGUGACAUUUGAAAUUCAUGUCAGGUAUUUAAAACCUAUGAUGAACUUGAUGAAGUUUGAGGGUAGGUUUUUGCCUAACCAGCUUCAUCUAAUUAAUGUUAAAAAUAUUUAUUUAAUACAGUAAACAUACAAGUUGCAUGUUGACUUCUAUAGCCUCUAUCAUCAACUUGCAAAAAUGAAGAAUGAUGGACAAUUUUAUGAUACAGAAUUCUCAGGUAAAUGUUUUGGAGUUUUUUGUUUUGGUUUGGUUUUGGGUUUUUUCAGUAAAGAAAUACUCGAUUUUGAAAUUGUAAAAUACUUUGUUAAAGCAUGUUUUAAAAUACUUUGGACAGACUAUCUUAAAGCCAUAAGAGUAUGAUGGCAUACAGAUUGUAAAAUAAACAGAUAAUGACAACAGUUGAUUUUGUAUCUUUCAUAAUUCAACAUUUUCUAAGACUGCAAUAAAAACCACUAUCCUUUCUACAAAGGCUUUUCUUUUUUGUACAAAUCUUUUGCAGUGAAAGUCUUUACUGGUGCAUUAUUCACUUGUGUAGUACUACUAAAAUACUUCUGACAACAGUAGCAAAGUAGUCUAUAUAGUUUAUAAGUUCCUGAAUAAUACACACAGUAGCAAAUAUUACUGAGUUGGAAUAAAUUUCCUGUAAGUUUGA